Messenger RNA from Sinocyclocheilus rhinocerous, 1529 nucleotides. RefSeq names its product ectodysplasin A2 receptor (gene eda2r). Gene Ontology annotation, cellular component: plasma membrane. Bases 176 to 1198 code for a protein of 340 amino acids. NCBI's taxonomy places the organism in Eukaryota, Metazoa, Chordata, Actinopteri, Cypriniformes, Cyprinidae. The record is from RefSeq and is a predicted model, not a curated record. Gene Ontology annotation, molecular function: signaling receptor activity; protein binding. The transcript has 7 exons. Gene Ontology annotation, biological process: positive regulation of canonical NF-kappaB signal transduction; positive regulation of JNK cascade.
ACAUGCCUGUGUGUCCCAGCGCGCAGCGCCCUGUAGCGCACCGGGCAAAUGUGCCAGUCGACUUCAACCGCAAGCGAAACUGGACCGAAUUUGCCCAAAGCCACAGAAGACGAUUACUUUAAUGGGACAGAGAAUUAAGUGACUGCUGAGAUUUGCCCCUGUUGCAAUAUAUGGAAUGGAUUGCUCGAUGGACGAAUAUUACAAUGGUGGACAAUGUCACAAGUGCCCACAAUGUCCACCUGGCCAAGAACUGAAAGAGGACUGUGGUUAUGGUGUAGGAGUGUCGGCAGUGUGUGACGUAUGUGAAGUUCGGUGGUUUAAGGAAGUCUGGGGUUCUCACCCUUGCGCAAUGUGCCAGAACUGCCGCAGACUCAACAGACACCAAACCAAGCACUGCACUCACACAGACAAUGCAGUGUGUGGAAACUGCCUCCCUGGUUUCUACAGCAAAAUGCGACUGGAUAGACAAGAAGAUUUGGAAUGCCUUCCAUGUGGCCCCGCACCCUUCAGAAACAUACAAUGUAGCCGUGAAGGGGGGACUGGUGUUGCAAAAGCCCAGACCUCAGCACCUCCCAUCCAAAAUGUAUCGUCCAUAUUGACUGCUUGUGCAGCAACAGCUAUAUUAACAACCAUCCUAUUUACAAUUGUGUGUGUCACCUACCAGACACGGUCUUCACUCCGGAAAACAUGCAAACGUUGUUUAUCACCAGUCAGUAACAGUCAUCGUGACAGUGAUGCAGCUUCGGUUCCAAUGACAACCCUGCACACAGUGAUGCAGGACGCAGAAGCGGACACAUCAAAUCCUUGCCUGCUAUUGAAGCACUCCUGCACUCUUAAUGACAUCACCACCACGAUGACCUCUGAUCUUGGCCUGCAUAGGUGUGAGGUUCUUCCUCUGAUGCGAAGCUCGGCCUGCACAGAUCCUGGAACGGGAGUCAUCAUGCAGGCAGCAGAAACACCUGAAGUUUCUUCUUCAGACUCCUCCCUCUCCAGCCAGCAUGUCAUUCUCACUCUAGUAGGAGGACAGUCUGCAGUGAGGCCCUGCUGUGCCGUAGAGCAGCAAACAGCCUGGGGGCUUCAUGCUCCUGUAGAGUGCACUGAACUGGACCUUCAGUAUCUCUCCAAUGCCCCAGAGCUCCAGACAUUCAGACCUUCAGACUUCAUAGCCAGAAAUAUCCCACAGUGCCCUCAGGCCUGAUUCUGCAGGACCUGGAGAGAAGAGAGCGAGAAGAGAAAGUGGAAAAGGAGAUUGUUAACGUGAAAAGAGAUCAUAGCUGCAAACGUACGAUUAUGGUAAUGAGACACUUAAAGAAUCAACAUACACACUCAAUACAAUUCAACAUACACACUCAAUACAAUAUAUAUAUAUAUAUAUCAUGUGAAGUUCAUUGAAAUAAGUGUGCUACUGUAGUUGUUUGAGGUUUCUGCAAUGUGAGAAACAGGUGCUUAUUAGCACAAAAGGACAUUAACAGGAGAGAGGCAGAGAAAAAAAAGAUCUUAAUUUGCCUAUAAAGUCGCAAUUAACAGAA